AGUAUCCUAGAACAGUUUAAUCCGGCUCUGGAGAAUCUGGCGUACCUGGGUAACAAAUACGUGAGAGCUUUCCAUGCAUUAUGUGAGGCUGCUGAUGUCUAUUUUACAGCAAUUCAGAAGAUUGGGGAGCAAGCCCUACAGAGCUCUACCUCGCAGAUAUUGGGUGAAAUUUUGAUACAGAUGUCAGACACUCAAAUGCACUUGAACCGCAACCUGGAAGUAGUAGCCCAGAGUUUCCAUGUGGACUUACUGCAGCAAAUGGAAAAAAACACCAAACUGGACAUGCAGUUCAUCAAUGACAGCCGCCAGCGAUAUGAGAAGGAAUACCGACGGAGAGCUGCCAACCUCGACAAAUGCAUGUCAGACCUGUGGAGAGUGGAGAGAAUGGGAGACAAGAAUGCCCGAGAGAUGAAGGAGAACAUGAUGCUCUUGCACACGGAGAUGCAAGCUUUUGUCAGUGAGAGUCAACAGGCUGCUGAGCUGGAGGAGAAACGCCGCUAUCGUUUUCUAGCAGAGAAGCACCAUCUACUCUCCAAUACCUUCCUUCAGUUCUAUACCAGGUCCCGGGGCAUCAUCCAGAACAAGUCACCAUUAUGGAAGGAGCAGCUGGAGGCCAGUCGCAAUCCUGUCCCGACCUUGCUUAGCACUCCCCACAGCCAAGGUCUCCCAUCAGGCCGCCUGACCCCUACCCACCUUGAGAUGCCUCAGAGAACUGUGGGUGAAUUCAGUACACUGGUGACAGGAAGAAGCUCCAGCCCCUUCCCCCAGGAGACAGUGGAAAUUAUGCCUUCCCCUCAGGCAGAACCAAGGAGGAGAUCCCUGCCAAGGACUUCUUCUGCUAGUUCUCUCUCUACCGGCCAACGUUCUCGUUCUAGCUCCUUUGGAGAGAAGGCAGGAGAAGGGAAAGAAGUGGGGAGCAAAGAGGAAAGCAACAAUAAUGUGCUGAAAGUCCGAACAAUAGCACCUCACUCUGCUGGUUCCAACCGGACUCUUUUGCAGUUUGGCCUUGGAGACGUAGUUAUUGUGUUGAUACCGGAAGCACAAAAUGGCUGGCUUUAUGGCAGGCUGGAAGGGACAUCCACGAGUGGCUGGUUUCCUGAAGCUUUUGUGAAGCCAUUGGAGGAGGUGAGAGAACCUGAGGAGACCACUGCCAGGAGUGGCUGGUUUCCUGAAGCUUUUGUGAAGCCAUUGGAGGAGGUGAGAGAACCUGAGGAGACCACUGCCAGACCGUUUCCUCUGCGGAGCAGUCACAGCGUGGAUGAGCUCAUGGACCGGCCUAGUGCCCCAUCUACAGGCGAUUAUUGGCACACUACUCCUAGCAGACCCCAGUCGCCAAGCCCUUCUGCCUUGGCGGUGGCUGGCAGCCGUAGAAGCAGUGUGGCUAAUACUGCAGCAACCACCUCAGAUAAUUCCAAGAAGCCAACAGGAAGGGAGCAUCCACCAGAACUGUUCCCCAGGGGCACUAACCCUUUUGCCACUGUAAAGCUGCGCCCAACGGUGACCAAUGACCGAUCAGCACCUCUCAUCCGGUGAAAGUGGGCUAGGAUUGACUGGGUGACUGGCACAGAAAACUGUACAGAACAGUCCUUUUCAUUUCAGAGUUUAGGUUGGCAUUCCCUUGGAAUUGUUUUCUCACAAAGUGGAGGUUGGCUCUUUCCGCAUUUUUAUUUUUCAUACAUGCUGUGUUGUAGCAGUCAAUAAGCCCCUGAGUCAUUUUGCUUUGUUUUCUUAGGGCUUUUAUGCAUGAUCAUGUGCAUUUUACUCCAUUUGAAGCGCAAAGAUGGACAUUUGUUUUGCACUUUGUGUUGAUAAAAGAGAGAGAAUGUGAUACAAUUCCCAGUCCAUAUAGUCCAAUUAUAGGUUUAUGAAACUAGAGUUAUUCAUAAUACGCAUCUACCAAGUAUAAUUUGUGACAUCAUUUCAGUGUCGAGCACCUCAGCUCCUCUAUCCCUCCCCAGUUACAUUCCAUUAGUCACUGUAUCAUCUUAUGUUUUUGUUUAGUUUUAGGGAUUUUUUUUUAGUUGUGCGGCAGUUGUGCUGCCCAACUAAUGAGGAACAAUUUUAAAAUUUUAGUUCUCUCCUCUUGAAAAUGUACUUGGAGGCUAUGGGCUCCUAUGUGCUACCUAACAUGUGGGGAAAGGAUUAGACACACACUCCUCUCUCCCAUCGCAAUCACUGACUCACAGAUCUACCACAAUCUGGUCUAGUUUGGUUUUGAAACAGGGUUAUCAUCAUCAGAUAGCUUCCACUGACAGUGGCUCCCUCAUGAACGCACAUGUGGUGGCUAACUCAUGUUUGCUUCUAUACAGUAUGUGGAACGGCCCUCAGAAGUGUCUCUGAUCUUGUAGGAAGGUCCUCGGAAUUCUUCUGUGGGAGGCUGGCUUCUACUCAGGCCCAGCAGAUACCUCUUAGGGAUACAGGUUGUUGAUAUGGUGAAGGAGGGACAGGCACAGGCCAGCACUCAAGAGGGUUUGAAAAGAGCAGCACUAGUUGUUAUCCUUCAGGGGCCAGAAAAAAUGAAAAAACAAACA
Molecule: messenger RNA, 2531 nt
Organism: Gekko japonicus
Lineage: Eukaryota; Metazoa; Chordata; Lepidosauria; Squamata; Gekkonidae
Gene: BAIAP2L2
Product: BAI1-associated protein 2-like 2
Exons: 14
Biological process (GO): plasma membrane organization; actin crosslink formation; actin filament bundle assembly
Cellular component (GO): nucleoplasm; cytosol
Molecular function (GO): protein binding
Source: RefSeq, a predicted model, not a curated record